UGGAAAACAACGCUUGCGCGUGAUUUUUCGCUUUUACAAUCGUUUUUCUCGUGUAACCUACAGAACACCUAUUAGUGCAAUGAAAUUUAAUUUGUUGCUGUUUACGUUGGCGGUAUGUUGUUCGACAGUUUGUUCUCGUGGAGUCAACGGAGGGUUGAGUUGUGCAGUGUGUACAGUUGUUAUGGGUGUUGCCCUCCAAGUGGCAGAAAUAAAAGAAGAAAGCAUCUUCAACGCAACACGAAGACUUUGCCGCUAUCUGCCAGACAAGGUUGAAGGGGAAUGUUUAACGCUACUUGAAGAAGUCGAACCUAUAUUUAAUGACGUUUCAGAAAAGAUCACGCCAGAUCUGUUUUGUUUGAUAUAUGGCACGUGUAAAGUAGAUCCGGGUCAAGAAAUAUGUCAUCUCUUUCCUCUUCCAGUCAAGACCCUUGACACAGUUCAUAAGAUGAAAAAAAGUGUGGUGCGCAGUAUAGAUGUAUGUACAUUUCCAAUUUUGAGGGACAUCUGUCAGAUCUUGAAUAAUUCAUAUAUUACAUUAAAAGCUGCCCAAGAUUUUGACAACGACGGAUUUAGCAUAAUCAACACUGCAAGAGGUUCCGAUUGGAAAGGCAAAGAUUGUCGUGACAGUGAUGAAAACUUCUAUCCCGGAAGACUUCCUCUAGAUGUAGACGUAGAAGCUGACUCCAAUUGUAAUGGAAUUUACGGCAUGAAUCAAUUGAACAAUCGCCCUUGGGAAGAAAUUCUUUGCCGAAAAUCUGAUCCAAAGGGAGUAAUUUACAUAGGUGACUCCAUCGGUGCCCACUUUCACAUGCCACAAAUAUGGAUUAAUCCCAUUGAAUUCAACUGGCCUAGUUCAAAUGCAACAGAUGUUAUUUUGGACGAAAUAGACUGGCCACAAUAUGGCUUCCCUACUGGAUACAAAGAUAUAUAUCCAAAUAUUCUUAUUAAAGGACCAGUAGAUUCCAUUUACUUGAGGUUGAGGAAGAGAAAUCGGUGUAAUCAUAGGGAUUAUCAGAAUUUAUCACAAAAUGGGGCUUCCAGUUACGAUGGCAUUUCACAUGCUGAAUCGAUAACACGUAACCAGACAAGAGACAAUCCAGCCAUAGUUAUCUAUGCUAUGCAGGGAAAUGAUGUUUGUAACAAUUUUGAAGAUACAAUUGCAAAUAUGACUAGUGCAGAGCAGUUUCGUUCCAACGUGAUGCAAACUCUGAAUGUGUUAAAUCGGAAACUGCCCAAGAAGAGCCACGUUAUUCUAAUGGGUCUGGUCAAUGCUGACUUCAUCUAUCCCAAAAUGGCAAAUCGACUGCAUCCCAUUGGCACUAAACAUAGGAAUGUGUAUUACAAGGAUUUAUAUAAAUGGUUUAAUUGCAUGCAAAUUGGUCCUUGUACAGGAUGGUUGAACAGUAAUGAAACUCUAAGACAAAUAACCACACAACACGCCAAAAUUUUAACAAACGUUUUGAGAGAUAUUGUGGAAAAUGAACAUUUCAAAUAUUUUAAAUUACAUUUUGUGGAAAAUCCCAUUAACCUAAUUGUUAAUGAAGAAAAAGUCAGUGUUCCUGAUCUGCUUGAAUCUGUUGAUAGCUUACAUCCGAAUCAAAGAGCUCAGCCUUUAAUGACUGAAAAACUGUGGUCGCAAAUUCUAACAAAUUUACCUGAAGAAGUUCUUGGACCAGUGAAUAAAUAUAAUAUGAAAAUCAAGAAACUGUUUGGUAAUCAAGGAGGACAUUGAAUAAUAAUAAUUAUAAUAUUAAUAACAAUUUUUUUGUAAUAUAUCUAAAUCUUGCAGACAGAAGCAACGUAAUUUUUAUUCCAUUUAAUUAGUAUAGUAAAAUAAAUAA
Messenger RNA from Aethina tumida (small hive beetle), 1841 nucleotides. RefSeq names its product acyloxyacyl hydrolase. Bases 80 to 1732 code for a protein of 550 amino acids. The record is from RefSeq and is a predicted model, not a curated record. Gene Ontology annotation, biological process: lipopolysaccharide catabolic process; negative regulation of inflammatory response. The transcript has 11 exons. Gene Ontology annotation, molecular function: acyloxyacyl hydrolase activity; calcium ion binding. NCBI's taxonomy places the organism in Eukaryota, Metazoa, Arthropoda, Insecta, Coleoptera, Nitidulidae.